This is a messenger RNA of Penicillium roqueforti, 1083 nucleotides long. RefSeq lists its product as uncharacterized. NCBI's taxonomy places the organism in Eukaryota, Fungi, Ascomycota, Eurotiomycetes, Eurotiales, Aspergillaceae. The record is from RefSeq and is a predicted model, not a curated record. The transcript has 2 exons. The coding region runs from base 1 to 1083 and encodes 360 amino acids.
AUGUCCGUCACUAACGUCCUGAUGCGUCGGGGCACCGAGCUUGCUGUCACUCACAUGCAGUCUAAGCCUGAGAAGCAGGAGCCGAAUGGAGGCUUGGUGGCUCUGUUUGCUAUCACUGCUAUUUUGAUUGGGCUUGUUUUCUGGUCUAUCGAGUAUACCUAUGGAAUGGUGGUCUCCACUCUGGCUGUAGUGGAAGAUACCAACCCCGAUAUCUACGUACGCAUUAUUCCCAGUCCCGAUCCCACCAAGCCAACCGACGAGAAUGAUCCGGAGCUGCUCGCUCCUACUCCCCUCAAGCCUAUCACCAGCAAGCUGCGCACCACUGUGAAGCACCUCCGCUCCCGCGCUGGCUUCUGGUCUCGCUUCCGUGGAAUGAGCAUGUUUGUGGCCUACACUAUGGCCCGUGGGUUCCUGUCAGGUUUUGUCCCUGUGCCUACCAAUUCAUAUUUGGGCCAGUUUGUCGUUCAAUCCGUCCUGAGCGUGGUACUGGCUACUUGGCAGAUGGCCUGGGUGCACAUUGUUAUCUCUGAGCCCUCUCCAAAGCGCUUCUACCAGCGUAUCCCCAGCUACAAGACCUGGAUCAAGAUUGCCCCAGCCGCUGCUCUCCAGGAUGUCCUCACCGCUGCUGCUUUCUUCAUCCCCAUGGCCAUUGCCAAUCUUGCUGGCUGGCUCGAUGUUUCCGGUUAUCAGGAAGUCCCGCCUAUUGUGGCCAUCUACCGCUUCAUGGGCGUCAGUGUGGUUCCUGCUCUUUUGGCAUUCUUGAUAUCUAUGCCCGCUCGUGUCAUCUUUGUCCGUGUGGCUGCCUCCAUGCUUCCCGAGGAGGAUGAGACUAUUGUGCCAUUUGAUCGCUCUUUCGGGGGCAAAGUCCGUCCGGCCAUCACCGGUGGCAGCGGCAAGAUCGGCCUCAUGGAUGCAUGGACUACCUUUGACUGGGCUGCCCGUAUCCGCUUCGCCAAGGUUAUUGGCAAGACAUUUGCCAUGGAGGUGGCACUUGGUUUUUUCGCUCUUCUGGUACUUGGUGGUCAGAUCUUUUGGAUUUCCAAGACUGCCAAACCGAUCGAUAUGGGUGCCCCUGGACUCUAA